Molecule: messenger RNA, 1122 nt
Organism: Rhizoctonia solani
Lineage: Eukaryota; Fungi; Basidiomycota; Agaricomycetes; Cantharellales; Ceratobasidiaceae
Product: activator of 90 kDa heat shock protein ATPase
Exons: 9
Coding region: 1-1122 (373 amino acids)
Biological process (GO): protein folding; positive regulation of ATP-dependent activity
Cellular component (GO): cytosol
Molecular function (GO): ATPase activator activity; protein-folding chaperone binding
Source: RefSeq, a predicted model, not a curated record
AUGUCCACCUCUAACAUGCCGACUUCUACUGCCAACUGGCAUUGGAAAAACAAGAACGUCACACCUUGGGCAAAGACGUGGUUUGAGCAGGAACUCGUAACGGUCUCCCACUCGGAAGGCGGUUCUGAGGUAAAGAUUACCAGCGUCAACGAAGUAGAUGGCGACUGCGAGCUCGGACAGCGCAAAUCCAAACUCAUCACCAUUUACGAUUGCAAAGUUGUCUUGUCCUGGACCGGCGAAAACAAGGACGGGUCCAAGGCCGAAGGGAAAUUAACUAUUCCAGAAGUUUCCCAUGAACAAUCGGAUGGCCUUAGCGACUAUGUUUACGACUGGACUCUGAAGACUUCGUCGACUCCCGAAGUUGAUGCCCUUUAUGCGCUCGCCAAGUCCAAGCUCCCUUCCCUCCUUGCUGAGCGAUUCACCGCAUUCCGCACGGCUAUGCUCGACACACACGGGAAAGACCUACAAGUAGCUGGUACACCCGGUGCCUCGGGCGCUGCUACCCCUUCGAUCUCCGCUCCUACCAACGCUGCGAGUUCCCUCUCCAAACCCGUCCCGGCCAAGGAGGUCAGCAAGGGAAUCACGAACUCGGCUGUGGUCACGGUGGACGCGUCGUUCAUGGCCAGCGCAGCCGAGUUGUAUGAGUUUUUGACAGAUGAGAAGAGAAUACCUGCUUGGACGAGGAACCAAGCUCAGUCGGAUGCGAGUGUCGGUGGAUCAUACAGUCUCUUUGGAGGCGGAGUUACGGGCAAAUACAUCGAGUUACAAAAGCCGAACAAGAUUAUCUCAACAUGGAGGCUUAAUUCGCCCAGUUGGCCAUCAGAUCACGACGGAAAACUCACUAUUACCUUGGAUCAACAAACCGACUCGACCAAGGUUGAGUUCAAGCUUUCUGGAGUUCCUCUCGGUCAAGAAGACGAGACCCGCAAGAAUCUUGAGGGCUACUACAUCGGAGGUUUCCAAUCUAUUGGGUAUGUCAGAGUCACGCCUACCGUUGUUUCUUCUUCCGCUCGUUCCACACGUUCGUCCAAGCCCCAAGAAACCAAAACUUCAUCAUGGGUUAUACCCUGCAUUUUUGCUUUACUCGCCAUGUCUGCCGCUAUUAGUUCCCGCUAUCUUUGA